Molecule: messenger RNA, 2523 nt
Organism: Hibiscus syriacus
Lineage: Eukaryota; Viridiplantae; Streptophyta; Magnoliopsida; Malvales; Malvaceae
Product: ETHYLENE INSENSITIVE 3-like 3 protein
Exons: 2
Coding region: 196-2115 (639 amino acids)
Cellular component (GO): nucleus
Molecular function (GO): DNA-binding transcription factor activity; DNA binding
Source: RefSeq, a predicted model, not a curated record
ACACUUUUUCUGCAUUGAAAUUCGCAAUCUUUUAUCGAGCAAUCAAAAACCAUUUUCACUCUGAUUUCCUCUGUUUUUUUAUCCUUUAUUUCAAUCCCCAGAUCCUUUCCUUGACCUGAGAGUCAAUUUAAUCUCCUAAUCCUUUGUCUCGCUAUUCAAAGUUUAAAGAUUUCGAGCUUUUUACCCCCUUUUUCCAUGGCAGAAUUGGAGGAUAUUAGAGCUGAUAUUAGUUCCGAUAUUGAAGUGGAUGACUUGAGGUGUGAAAAUAUAGCGGAGAAAGAUGUCAGUGACGAAGAGAUUGAAGCUGAUGAAUUGGAGAGACGAAUGUGGAAAGAUCGUAUCAAACUCAAAAGGAUUAAGGAAAGACAGAAGAUAACUGCCCAACAGGCUGCGGAAAGGCAAAAGUCGAAGAAGACCUCUGAUCAAGCUCAGAGGAAGAAAAUGUCCCGAGCUCAAGACGGGAUUCUUAAGUACAUGUUGAAGCUAAUGGAAGUUUGCAAAGCCCGGGGAUUUGUCUAUGGCAUCAUUCCAGAAAAGGGUAAGCCUGUAAGUGGUUCGUCAGAUAAUCUAAGAGCUUGGUGGAAAGAAAAGGUGAAGUUUGAUAAGAAUGGGCCUGCAGCCAUAGCCAAGCAUGAGGCGGACUGUUUAGCUAUGAGUGAGCCAGGUAAUGGUAGAAAUGGAAAUCAACAUACCAGUCUCAAAGACCUUCAAGACGCUACUCUUGGAUCCCUCUUGUCUUCUUUGAUGCAGCACUGUGAUCCCCCUCAGAGGAAGUAUCCCUUAGAAAAGAGAAUUCCUCCGCCUUGGUGGCCUACUGGAAAUGAAGAUUGGUGGGUAACACUAGGGCUACAACAGGGUCAAAGUCCUCCUUAUAAGAAGCCACAUGAUCUUAAGAAGAUGUGGAAAGUUGGAGUGUUAACAGCUGUGAUAAAGCACAUGUCGCCUGAUACCGCCAAGAUCCGGAGGCACAUACGUAAGUCAAAAUGUUUACAGGAUAAGAUGACAGCAAAGGAGAGUGCAAUUUGGUUGGGGGUCUUGAGCCAAGAGGAAGCUCUGAUUCGGCAACCUAUAAGUGAUAAUGGAACAUCUGGCAUAACUGAAAUGCCCCGAGUUGGACAUGGUGAUAAGAAUCAACCUGCUCUCAGUAGUGACAGUGAUUAUGAUGUUGAUGAUGGAGUAGGUUCAGUGUCUUCCAAAGAUGAGCAGAGAAAUCAACCGAUUGUUGCCGAGCCUGUGGCUUAUAUCAGCAAUGAUGAUUCCCAUCCAUUACAACACAAUGAGAGAGUGGAAAAACAACCUAGGAAGAAGAGACCUCGUUUAAGAUCAAGCGAUGGUCAUCAAGAACGCAUGCCAAACCAUGGUGAUCAACCACCUAUGCCAACCUAUGGUGAUCAACAAACUAUGCCAACCCAUGGCGAUCAACUACCCAUGCCAAUCCAUGGGGAUCAACAAUCUAUACAAAGUGAUGGUGAUCAGCAACCUGUGCCUAACCAUGGUGAACGUGUAAAUGCCAAGUCAAUAAGCACUUUGCCUGACAUCAACCAAACCGAUGUAUCAUUCAUGGAAUAUCAUAUGCCUGCCACUCAGCAGGAAAAUGAUGCAAGUACAGCGUUGAGACAUGUGGAGGAAGGUUUAGAUGUUCAGCCACAUCUACCUGCAAAUAGAUACUGCCAUUAUCCCGCCAUUCCUUGUGCUACUGAGAUUUCCACACAGAGCAUGUAUGUAGAUGGAAGGCCCAUGCUCUUUCCGUUAGUGCAGCAUGCUGAGCUGCACCAUGGUUCUACAUGUGAGUUUUAUAUUCCAUCGGCUGAAUUUAGGCCUGGUAAUGAUGGUCAUCAAACUCAGAUGGAGAUGAUUGUACCAACACAUAUUAGGCCAGAAAAUGGUGUUGAUGUGUCAGCACCGGGUAGAAAUGAACAUGAAAUUGCUGGGGGGGAAUUGCAUCACCUAUUGCAUAAUGAGCAAGAUCGAGCUGUUCAUAAUCCCUUUGCUUCUCCAACAAAUGAUCCGUCAUUUUUUGGUGGAUUUCACAGCCCCUUUGAACUCCCAUUUGAUGGUACAAGUUCACUAGAUGAACUACUUGACGAUGACUUGAUACAGUACUUUGGUGCUUAGGUUGGGAAAUUUGAGAUUCCAGGGAAUAGAUUGCAAGUAAAACCUUUCCUCUUUAACUCCUGUUUCAUUUAUGAAUGAUUCAUAAUCUGGUCUCAAACACAUUGUUUGGUGUCAGUUCUGCAGGAACUGCAAACGUAUGCAUUCAUUACUGACUUGGACGGAGGAAUUUCUCUUAUUAAUUUGUCUUUCCUCUACAGGUGUUAAACAAUUCGAGCAUUCAAUGAUUGUAAGUCAUGUUCAUCUUGUUUCAAAGAAGGAAAACAAGAAUAUUACUUUUUGUAUCUCAUUCCCAACUACCUCUGAAUGGUAAUUGCCAUGAAAGGGUUUAUGUCGAUGUGUGAGUUCUAGAAAGUGUCCAUACUACAAACUAGUGAUAUUUCUCAUGUUUUCGUUGGAAAAAAUAAUUCA